Aspergillus aculeatus ATCC 16872 is the source of this 1281-nucleotide messenger RNA. RefSeq lists its product as uncharacterized. The coding region runs from base 1 to 1281 and encodes 426 amino acids. The record is from RefSeq and is a predicted model, not a curated record. Gene Ontology annotation, molecular function: acyltransferase activity, transferring groups other than amino-acyl groups. NCBI's taxonomy places the organism in Eukaryota, Fungi, Ascomycota, Eurotiomycetes, Eurotiales, Aspergillaceae. The transcript has 3 exons.
AUGGGGUCAAUCAAGAAUCAACAACCCGUCCUGGGGCUCACGGCCUUGGAGCGCAUUGGACCUAAGGGAUAUCUGCGCUACGUCUUCCCUUUCCAGCUGCAAGACGAUUAUGAUUUGGAUGAAGUCGCUGGAGCCCUGAAGGCCGGGUACGAGGCUCUCACAACGGAUCCCGGUGGUGGCGUAUUUCAGACGCUGGACACCCGCGACGCAACACAUAUCCUUGUUAAAGACCUGCGUGACUCCUAUGUCUCUAACUACGCCGACUUGAAACAUCAAUAUUUCCCCGUGGCUGCCUUCGAUGCCGAUACAUUCUGCCGUCGAUCGGUCUGGCCCUCAACUGGGGAACGAAUGCCAGUUUCUCUUGUGCAGGCCAACUUCAUCCGCGGGGGACUGGUACUCACAUGGUGCAUUUUACACAUGGCAGGAGAUGGUAACUCAUUUUCUACGUGGACGGCGAUUUGGGCAGAAGAAUCUCGCCGUGCACAGGGGCUGGAAAUUGUGGCCCCAAUUCAACUCCCUGACGCCGUCUGGAAAGACCGGGAGCAAGUGACCAAGCCCUCAGGUCGCAAUGCGGGCGAACUGGAACAUCAUCCUGAAUAUACCCUCCUUCCUUUCACACCGUCAGGAGCACCACCCAAGAUGACCUCCUUGAACCAUCGUGGCCAGGUCUUCUACUUCUCCCCGGACUCACUCGCAGCUUUGAAGGUCGAGGCAUCGCCUGGCAAUGCUACCGAGCCCUCCGACCAGAAAUGGAUCUCCACCAACGACGCUCUCUCCGCACUUCUCUGGCGAACCGUGAUGGCAGUCCAGUCACCCUUGGAUACACUGGAGGGUGAUCCUGUCUCUGUUUUUAAUUAUGUUGCUGUUAUCCUUCCAAUUCGCAAAAUGCUGAGUACCUUGAGCCUGGCCGACCUAGCCAUUCAGAUCCGAAAGGCUAUCCUGCGGGCUGACAAGCAAUUCACGGACGAUGUCGUUGCUCUGGUGGACCGGCUCGAAGAUGUCGAUCGAUUGGUCCCAACCGCCUUCCUGGAUGUUCCUGGGUAUAAUUGUGUGCAGACCUCUUGGUUGAACUUCAAACUGUACGGGCUGGACUGGGGCUCUCUACUAGGUCAUCGCAUCGAGGCCGUUCGCGUGCCGCACAUUGGAUGCAUCAAUGGCGCUCAAGUUGUGCUUCCAGUACUGCCGGAUGGCGGGAUGGAGAUCUUGGUGGGAGUGGAAGAGAGUUGCUUGGAUCGACUGCUAACUGAUCCUUUGUUUACCAAAUAUGGAGUAGCCCGGUAG